GGAUUAAAAUAUUAUGGACUUAUUUUCCAGCUCAAAUAAAAAGCUUAAGCUUCCGGUUGUUGAAAUUUGUUUUAGGCAUUGAAAAGGUUGGAUAGAAGUAGAAGUUAGAAGCUAUAAUGUUGGUAGGUGCUUUCUGGUGAUUGUGAAAUACGUACACAUCUUCUACGCAGUUUUUAAAGAUGUCAGUAUACCACGACGAGAUUGAAAUAGAAGAUAUGGAAUUUGACGAAGAUACCGAAAUAUACUAUUAUCCAUGUCCAUGCGGUGACAGAUUUGAGAUCUCGAAGGUAAAUAACAAAAAUUGUGGCAAAUCACGACUCGAGUCACUCUCGGUUAACCCGGCCAAUAUAUUAAUUAUAUUAGCAUAAGUAUUACUACAGCAACAUUGCCAUUUAUAAUGUUUUAUUAAAGCAAGAAGAGUCAAAACCCUGUUUUAAAACUGUUUACAUAUACAAGUGGUGAACAAAAUUGCUUGGGCUUAAGUAUUAAGACAUGCAAUAUGCAAAGGCAAAAGUUUGGGAAAAUGAGGGCCAACCAGUGUGUGACUCGAGUUAAGGCUAUCCACUUCUAUAAAAUGAAGUAGAGGAAGAAAAAAUCCUCUGCAAUAGGAUGAUUUGCCACCUCCCUCAUAUAACAAAAAAAGUGCCUUCUGGCAGCUUCUGGUGUGAAAUUGUGUAGUGUAGGGACUAGGGAGGUGCUUUCUGGUGAUUGUGAAAUAGAAGCUACACAGUUUUUAAUAAUUAUUUCAGUUGUUAGUAUACCUGAGAUUGAAAUAGAAGAUAUGGAAUUUGAUGAAGAUACUUCAUGAAUUUGAUCGCAGUCCUUCAUUUAUCAUCUUUUAUUGUCUGACACUUGACUGCUACUACCUGUGUACCGGUAUACUUGUCCACACCUUGUUGUUACAGUUACAGGUGCUCUGUUUCUCGUCAUAUUUUCAUUUGUCCUGUUUGCUGAGGAAGGCUCUAAGCUGAAACGUUCACAUCUUAUUGUCCUGUCUUUUGAUUCAAGCUUCAUCAUACCUUGUUCUAUUUGAACGCAGUCCUUCAUUUAUUAUCUUUUUUUUUCUGGGGUGAACCAUUGCCCUCCCCCUUUCCUACGCUACUGAAGCGGAGCAUUAAUCAAAUUAUUUUUAUACAAGAUUGUUAAAGUUUCAAUAUUUUUUUCUACUAAUACCUAAGAUGCAAUGAAUUUUGGUACCUUGUACUCUACUUGUAGAUGUUAACAACCAUUGCAUGAAAAGGUAAAGGAAAAUAUCAUUCUAGUUCUAGCAUCUACUCUUAACUUCCCUGAGAAUUUCAUGAAACCUUAUUGGUACAGUGGUUGUAAUUUUACAUUGUGAACAUCAGUUUACUAUGGACCUUAUACCUAAUUCAUAUGUGCACAUAUUCUGUGAUAAAACAUGACAACUAAAGUUUGCCAACUUGAUAAUAAGCUAUUUAUUUCCUCAUUUUUAUUAACAAGCUUCAUUUUGGUGUGCCCAACCACUGUGUUUUUCAUUCCAUGGGAGUCCAUCCGCCCUGAGAAAUUUAAUAAUUUAAAUUUUGUAAAUUAAAAGUGAUGGGCUACUUUUACUGUCAAUAGUUUUCUUUUUAAAUAAGCCGAGGCUCUUCUAUCAGAUGAGUCCCUUAUUUUGAAAAUAUAACUUAUGUUGUGACCGCUUCAAGUCAUUUGGUGCCACAUAUUUGGAUCAAGUGCCAUUAUUAAUAAUGGAUCUGUUUAUCCAAACAUGUAUACUGACUCCCAUUUUUUUAUAAAUAGCUUUGCAAUCUCAUUUUCGUGUGUGUAUACUUGUCCUCAGGAAGAACUGGAGAGUGGAGAAGAUGUUGCAAAGUGUCCCAGCUGCUCACUACUUAUCAAAGUUAUUUAUGAUUUGGUAUGACAGUCUAUUUUUAUUAAUUUCACCUACAUAUGUUUUUAGUUAAACAGUACAGUAUUUAAAAAAAUUUAAUUGUUAAUUACUUCAUCAUCUUUCUACUCAUUUAUUAUUUGCUAUUGUACUGCUAUUCCUAUCAUGAGUUAAGAUAUCUUAUUUUUCCAUGUCUACAUUCCAGGACACUUUCAUGGUUGGUGAAAAAGCUGUAACAUCUACAAAAGGUCAUGCUGUUGCAGUUGCUUAGUAAUUCUCAAAAAAGUAAAACAAAACUUUCUGGAGAAAUUCAUUUCACUAACAAAACAUUUGAAUUAUGUUGAUACUGGGAUAUUAAUUGCACUUCGGACAGGCAGAUUAGAAGCUCAAUGUGCAAAAAUGGUGAUAAUUUUGCAUACCGGUAUCUCUUAAGUGUUUUAACCAGAAGUCAUGCCUGUGUUUAUUUGGACCAGCAUGACUUAUUCAGAUAACAGGAAUAAAUGGAGUAAUGUUUACUCCAAAAUGGUGCUUAAUUUUGUUUCAUGUAUUAAUAUUUUAUUUAUGUAUUGAGUCCACGUUUUAAUCUGGUAAUUUUGUACAGGAAGACAUUUUACCCAAAAAUAAAAAAUUAGGAUGAUUUAUAAUGAAACUAAUUCUUUUAUACUUUUAAAAAAAUAUCUGUCUAAUGAUUAAGUUAUGAAAUAUUUUUUAAACUAAUUAUACACUGGUAUCAGUUUAUAUGUCCUGUAAUAAAAUGGUUUCUGUAAAGAAAAAGUAGUUUUGAGAAUAUGCUUUUUCUCUUAACUUGUUAUUCAAUGUCUUGUUAUCAAAAUGUGAAAGUAACAGGGGAACAAUAAAUACUAAUUGUAAUUGUACAUUAAAUAAAAAGAUUAGGUACUGUACAGUUAUUUUACAUUUCAUUAUCACACAUUUUUAAACAUGUUUAUUCUUUGAUAUAUUAACGUUAAAGACUAAAAAUAAAGAUUAUGCACAUAUCUUUUAUACAUCAUUUAUCAGCACAAACGUAAAACGUGAUUUUAUAAAACUUGUCAUCAAUCAACAUAUUU
This is a messenger RNA of Lymnaea stagnalis (great pond snail), 2913 nucleotides long. The record is from the annotation of a GenBank genome assembly. Lineage: Eukaryota; Metazoa; Mollusca; Gastropoda; Lymnaeidae.